Vanessa tameamea is the source of this 602-nucleotide messenger RNA. RefSeq lists its product as uncharacterized. The transcript has 3 exons. The record is from RefSeq and is a predicted model, not a curated record. The coding region runs from base 79 to 552 and encodes 157 amino acids. Lineage: Eukaryota; Metazoa; Arthropoda; Insecta; Lepidoptera; Nymphalidae.
UAUAAUAAAUAUAUAAGUAAAUUUAAAUGUAAAUAAUCUUAUAUUACAUAUAUUUGAAUUAUUUCAUACACUUACGUAAUGACAAUAGUAAUGAGCAUGAAUGUUCGUUUAUUUAUGAAAAAGAGAGUAGCCGUUAUGGACUAUAUUAUGCACUUUUCUUCAAGACCUACGUCAUCUGAAGUUUUAACCUCAUAUUUAGCACAAUGUAAAGAACCUCCUUGGACAUCAUAUUUCGUAAAGUACAGCAGUGUAAAAGAUGAUCAAUUUGGAAUGUCUAACUUUAAUUGGAAGGUUGGCAAGUCAAAUUAUCAAAUAUUAAGAACUGGUUGCUUUCCAUACAUCAAGUAUCAUUGUUCAAGAAAAGAAGAAGAAGAUUUAGUUACGUCCGAUAGAUUUAUGAGAAUUAUCAAAAUAGUUAAUUUAGGUAUACCAUGUUUACUCUACGGUCUUGCAGCUACACAACUUAUCAAACAUGAGGAAGUAGUAUAUACAUCCAAAGGCUCUGUCACUAUAUACUUUUUGUUACCUGAACAUAAAGGAUCUUUGCAUUAAGACACUGUGUAUAAUAAUGAUUGUUUAUUUUGUAAAUAUAUAAUUAUUUU